This is a messenger RNA of Gallus gallus (chicken), 1772 nucleotides long. RefSeq names its product homeobox A4 (gene HOXA4). Gene Ontology annotation, biological process: embryonic skeletal system morphogenesis; regulation of transcription by RNA polymerase II; anterior/posterior pattern specification. Gene Ontology annotation, cellular component: nucleus. Gene Ontology annotation, molecular function: DNA-binding transcription factor activity, RNA polymerase II-specific; RNA polymerase II cis-regulatory region sequence-specific DNA binding. The coding region runs from base 16 to 945 and encodes 309 amino acids. NCBI's taxonomy places the organism in Eukaryota, Metazoa, Chordata, Aves, Galliformes, Phasianidae. The record is from RefSeq and is marked validated. The transcript has 2 exons.
GCACUUCACAAAUUAAUGACCAUGAGUUCGUUUUUGAUAAACUCCAACUACAUCGAGCCCAAAUUCCCUCCCUGCGAGGAGUACACGCAGCACAGCGGCAGCGCCGGCAGCUCCGCCAGCUACCACCCGCACCACCCGCACCCGCACGCCCCACCACCGCCGCCGCCGCCGCCGCCGCCGCACCUGCACGCCGCGCACCCGGGCCCCGCUCUGCCCGAGUACUUCCCGCGGCCCCGCCGGGAACCCGGCUACCAGGCUCCCGCCGCGCCGCCGGGGCCGCCGGGGCCGCCUCCCGAGGCGCUGUACCCGGCGCAGGCACCCUCCUACCCCCAGGCUCCCUACAGCUACAGCAGCGCCGGCAGCGCCGCCCCGGGCCCCGAGCAGCCGCCCCCGGGCGCCUCUCCGCCGCCGCCGCCGCCGGCCAAGGGCCACCCCGGGCCGGCCCAGCCCCUGCUCCCCGGCCAUGCCCUGCAGCGCCGCUGCGAAGCGGCCCCCGCCGCCGGGGCCGGCACCGGGCCGGGCUGCGCGUUGCUGCCCGACAAGAGCCUGCCCGGGCUGAAGGGGAAGGAGCCGGUGGUGUACCCCUGGAUGAAGAAGAUCCACGUGAGCACGGUCAACCCCAACUACAGCGGCGGGGAGCCCAAGCGGUCCCGCACCGCCUACACCCGACAGCAGGUCCUGGAGCUGGAGAAGGAGUUCCACUUCAACCGCUACCUGACCAGGAGGCGACGCAUCGAGAUCGCGCACACCCUGUGCCUCUCCGAGCGCCAGGUCAAGAUCUGGUUCCAGAACCGGCGCAUGAAGUGGAAGAAGGACCACAAGCUGCCCAACACCAAGAUGCGCUCCUCCAACCAGCCCUCGCUCGGCCAGCAGCAGGCCAAGGCACAGACACAGGGCCACCCCCGCCCGCUCGACGGGGCUGCGCCCAACGCGGCCGCGCUAUAAGGGGCUCGUUGUUCUUGUUUUUUUUUUUUAAUAUAUAGAUCUCUAUUUACCUAUCUAUUGGGGUUGUGCGGCCGCCCGCGCUGGCGGCUGGCCCUUGGGACCACGCAACUGUGUAAGACAAAGCAGGAGCAGGGAAGGAAGGACGAGACGUGCCCAGGGACGGGCACACGUUGAAACCAAAACCCGGACGAUUGCCUACAUUGUAUAUAGAUAAUGGUUCCAUGCCCGUCAUUUUUUUUCUAUUUAUGGAAACCCUCUCUUGCCCUCGCUGUAAGAGUGCUGGAUGCUGUCACGGACGAAUUCUCCGUACCUAUGACGGACCCUUUUUUUUUGUUGUUGUUGUUGUCGUUGUUUUUAAACAGAGAACACUUUACAAACUAAAAGACGGUUCAAACAAAGCCAGGAGCUCGGGGGGACGCCCGGUCGAGGCGGUGACUCGAGUGGCGUGGGCCGAGCGUGGCCGUGAGGGGCACACACGGACCCACGAGGCACAGAGCGGACACGUUCACCUCGGGUUAAAAACUCAUGGGAAGCGUCCCCUCACGCCGUGUUGGUGUACCGGCCGUAACUUAGCUGGGUUUCGGUGUAGCCCCGCAGUAGCUGUGAUAUAUGAGUUUUUUUCCUCCACAUUCCCCGUCGCAUUUAUUUAAAAAGAAAAGAAUAAUAAUAAUAACGCUAUUAAAGGCUGUGGCUGUUUUCAUAUUUGGCACCGUCUAAAUCGUUUGGGUCCAUGUACAAUUUGUGGAUUUUUUGGUGUAAUGUAUACAGUGCCAGAUGCUGGUAAUAAAGAUUAUUCUGUACAAAAAGAAUUAAACGCUUGAAACACA